AACUGAACAAUGAGUGUUUGUUUGAAUCUGAGUGAAGCGAAUAACAACAUCGAACAAAAGCAAAUCCGAGGCACAGUCGUUGUUGUCUGAAGCUUGCUCACCGUCACAAUAUGGAAGAGGCAGAUAAUAGUGAAGUACAGGACCUCCAGGAUCAGCUAUCGUCUGUUUCUAUAUCAGAUGAAAGAGACGAUGCCAGGGGAGGAGAUACUACCACGCGGAGCAGCUCUACUCCAGGCUCAGAUGAACGAGGAGAAUGUGCCGUCUGUUUACUGCAAUGCACUCUGCCUCUCUGUCUGCCUUGUGGCCACACUUUCUGUUACCUGUGCGCCAAGGGCAUCGCGUUCCGUAGUCGACGGUGCGCGCUGUGUCGACAGCCCAUACCUGACGAGGUGAUAGCCCGGCCACAGAUAGACAGUAAGCAGGUAGAGCCAGUGAGCUUGCCCCGUGUGGAUACCACCAGCCAUCAUCAGACACAUGGUGUUACUGAUGGCACUGCGACAGGAUCAGCAGCAGGCUCCCAUGAGGAUGCUGAGGUGGCGAGGCACGGUGAUAGUGCUGCUGGUGGUGCUGGUGAUGCUACAGAUGAUAUUGGUGUAUGGUACUAUGAAGGACACAAUGGCUGGUGGCAGUACGAACCCAGGACCAAUGCUGAGAUCGAGAAAGCAUACCGUGCCGAGGAGAAGGCCUGCGAGGUGCUGAUUGCUGGCUUUGUGUAUCACAUCGACCUGGAGAACAUGCACCAGGCACGCUACUCGCAGAACACCAGGAGGCGACGCAUACGCCGUAACCUUAGUCCGGACGCUGUGCGCAAAGGCGUUGCAGGAGUGCCAUUCAGCGGGAGUGCGGCCAGCAGUAGUAGCAGCAUUCGUACAGGCACAAGUGCAGACACAAGCAGUGGCGCAGGCACAGACCCUGGUACGGGCGGUAGUGAUUCGCAGCAUGCAGACACAUAGGUACAGGCACGUACUGUGCACAAUGGUACGGAGGCGGUCAUGUUUUCUUUGCCGACCAGCGCUGGCAUGCUCGCCUAGGUAUGCUGUGCGUGUGAUAUGACGGCUGGUUUGCCAAUGUACAUGAAGAUCUACACGCACAUGGACUUGGCUGUCCCUGGACUAUCUGUGACGCCCGCACAACGAGACUACACACCAGUGAACGUGCUUGCAUAGAGUAGCUUGUCUGUGUACUAUACAGAAUGCAUAGAGUAGCUUGUCUGUGUACUAUACAGAAUGCAUAGAGUAGCUUGUCUGUGUACUAUACAGAAUGCAUCGAGUAGCUUGUCUGUGUACUAUACAGAAUGCAUAGCCAGUAUAGUGCUACGUGGCAGCUGUUUGUACAAGUUGCGCUUCAAGACGCUGGCGGGACUCCAUGCUUGGCCAGUUUUUUGGUACGAGUCUGCCCUAGUGGAUUGUGCUGGUACAACAUUGCACACUGUUUUCGCAUGGCCUUGCCUCACACCACUCUCCAAAGUAUUGCUGCAUAGUAUGUAGGAAGCUAGCACACACACAAUCAUCACAGAGACAGUAUCUUUCAAAUACUCCUUUCACGUGCUUAACAGUGCUAUUCUCUUGUGCGCAUAGGACUUAUUCCUUGAAACACUUGCACCAUGUUCUAAUGGUUUUUCCAUGUUUUAUUUUCACAGACAUGUUGAAUUUUUAUGCAGAUAUUUUAUCCUCGUGUUGAGGUUUUAGACAUUUUUUACCAACAUGUUGCUUUCAUGGAAUUAUUUGUCGGUUAGUGGCCCUCGUCUAACACAUGCAGGCCAUUUUUAGUAUAUUUUAUUAUGCUUGAAGCAGUACUAGUACUUUCCCGUUCAGUAUGCAUUGCCAUGCUUCUACUUUGGAUAUUAUCUGGUUUAGCUGUGUUUCACGCAAGGAGUCGUACAUUGGUUUGGAUAUGACUCCCUGGUUUCAAGUCAAUGACCGUGUAGCGGCCGACUGUA
Messenger RNA from Sycon ciliatum, 1939 nucleotides. Its product is annotated as E3 ubiquitin-protein ligase rnf146-like. Lineage: Eukaryota; Metazoa; Porifera; Calcarea; Leucosolenida; Sycettidae. Gene Ontology annotation, molecular function: ubiquitin protein ligase activity; poly-ADP-D-ribose binding; zinc ion binding. The record is from RefSeq and is a predicted model, not a curated record. Gene Ontology annotation, biological process: Wnt signaling pathway; ubiquitin-dependent protein catabolic process. The coding region runs from base 111 to 953 and encodes 280 amino acids. The transcript has 2 exons. Gene Ontology annotation, cellular component: nucleus; cytoplasm.